Messenger RNA from Rhopalosiphum maidis (corn leaf aphid), 1889 nucleotides. RefSeq names its product centriolin (gene CCDC151). Gene Ontology annotation, biological process: cilium movement; outer dynein arm assembly. Lineage: Eukaryota; Metazoa; Arthropoda; Insecta; Hemiptera; Aphididae. The transcript is spliced from 10 exons. The coding region runs from base 46 to 1641 and encodes 531 amino acids. The record is from RefSeq and is a predicted model, not a curated record. Gene Ontology annotation, cellular component: cilium.
UAUAAUAUUUUAAUGCGUAUAAUAUGUAAGAAAUAAAUAAUAAUUAUGCCAAGUAAACGUGAGAAAUCAUUGGUUCCUACAGAGGAACUAACAAAAAAUAUAAACGAACUAAAAAAGAAAAUUCAACUCUCUGAAGGACAAAAAAAAGCGCAGUAUGAAGAAUGCGAGGAAGAAAAGAAAAAAAACAACGAGAAGAUUCAAAUGUUGAAACGUGACAUCAAAGAAAUGUAUCAAAUCAAAAAACAAGAAUCCACAUGUAUAGACGCAUUACCAGAUACAAAACCACAUGAAAAAAUCAUAGUUUUAAAGAGAAAAAAGUAUCACGAAGCAAUAGAUAUUUUGGAUAUAAAAUUGAUCGACAUGAAGAAAAAAACAGAUCUAAUUAGACAUGAUAUCAAACAGAAAAGGAUCAAGUUGAACGACUUGUUCGGGAGAUGGAGUGACGUGCGGUCAAAGGUUGUUUCUACUGUAGACAAGGAUUCAAAUACGACUAAAACGCUUUCGGCACUUGAAAAUCGAUCUCAUCAAAUCGAAAUGAGCCGAAUGGAAGCAUCACACGUGACACGCAAAUAUAGAUCUAUAAGAAAUCGACUUUUAGAAGACUCGGUAGUGUUUGAUUCUACAUUGAACAAAUUAGAAAAAACAAUUAAGACACAACAACGUGAAAUUCAACGACUAGAAAAAAUUAACGAAGAAGCCAUUAAAUCAAGGGAUAAAACCAGAUUAGUAUUGCAGAAAAAAGAAACUAACGCAGCUAAUAUAGCAAAAUUUCGUAUGAAACAAGUAGAACAAAUUAGAGCACAAGUAGAAGAAAGGAAAACAGAGUUAGAAAAAUUGGAACGAAAAAUAUUUCCACCGGGACAGAGAGCUACACAUCAGGAUUCAAUUCCUAGUUCUUCGGAAGAACAACGGCUUGGAGAUAAUGGAUCAUCAGAUAGUCAAGAAAUUACUGACAUGCCAUAUUUCAAACUGAAACAAGUCACUGGUUCAAUUGACAGCGAAGACGUACGAAGAAAGUUUGUAUCACAAAAAGAAACUAAAGAUAGAUUAACUACUUUGAAAACUAACACUGAGAAUCAAAAAAAGGACCUCCAAAUAAAAUGUCAACAACUUAAUGAGGAAUUUGAACAAUGUCGAUUCUCCGAUGCUCAAGAUAAAGAACAGAAUGAUGAAGAAACUGAAAAUUUUAAGUUGAAAAUUGUCGAAGAGACAGAUAGACUCGAACGUUUACAAAAAGACAAGUCUGAAUUGUCUAAUCAAAUUGAAUCAACACUAUUAAGGCUAUAUGACAUGUGUCUUGCACUAAAAAAAGCAGACAGCGCACCAGUACCAGAUAAAUGUCCAAGCAUUGAUAAAGCUGACUGGUUAAUAUGUCUAUUACAAACCAAAUAUGAGAAUGUAAUAAAAAGUUAUGGGACUACAGAUAAAGAUCAACGUAAUGUGAAUGGAAGGAUUAAAAACAACGAUGUAGCAGUACUGUGGUCAUUGGAAGACAAUGUCGUAGAAUCGGCGAACAAGGAUGAAGAAGAAAAACCUGUUCCCAAUAGAUAUCUAAUCAAGAAACAAGCACAAAUCAUGGUUGAUUCUAAGAGUAAAAAGAAAGGGAUUAAAACAUCAAAAGGAACAACGCAAAAGACUUAAUCAAUUAUCUAAAUUUUAGACUAUAUGGAAUAAUAUAAUUACGUCUGAUUUAUAAAAACCCCCAUGAUAAAGCAUUUCUCUGUAUUUGCUGCUUAUCAUUACCCAUGUAUAUAUGUAACAGCAUUUAUUAGCCACGAGUAUUAUCUACACAUAGGUCGUUGAAAUAGAUAUAAUACAUAAAACACAUACCUGAUAAGUCAUUGAAAGCAUUUUCGUAUUAUUUUAUUGUUAAUAUUUCAUAGGUAUGG